CACACACCUACCCCAGCUAGCCACUGCCACGCUCGUCGCAUUGCGUUUCCUCGACCGAGCUGAGCUCUUGCACUCCUCCUAAACCGUCGGCAUCACGCAUCGAACUCUGCUAGCAGCCAGAGCAUUGAUCGUCGUAGGGACAGGCGGCGUCAGGGCCCGCGACAUGGUGAAGGGCGGCGCGCAUCAGCUGCAGGACGCGGCGGCCGACGGCAAUGCGGCGGCGGCUGCGAGGCAGCAGGGCGCGGGCUGCGGCGGCGGGAAGCGCCAGUACAAGGGCGUGCGCAUGCGGAGCUGGGGCUCGUGGGUGUCGGAGAUCCGGGCGCCCAACCAGAAGACGCGGAUAUGGCUCGGCUCCUACUCCACCGCCGAGGCCGCCGCUCGCGCCUACGACGCCGCGCUGCUCUGCCUCAAGGGCUCCGCCGCCGACCUCAACUUCCCCGUGCACCUCCCCUUCCACAUCCCCGCCGCAGCCAUGUCGCCCAAGUCCAUCCAGCGCGUCGCCGCCGCCGCGGCCGCCAACGCCGGGUGCAGCCCGCUGCAGGCCGGCGCGCCCUACUACCCCGCCGCCGCGGCCAUCAACGCCGCCACCCCGCCGUGCAGCUACGGCGACGCCUCGUCGGGCGCGAGCUCCCCGGAGACCGGGAACGCCGGCCAGUACUACCGGACGGCGCACGACGACGUGGACGUGACGGGGGACGCGGACCUCGCCGCGCUCGCGGACAUCGAGGCCUUCUUCCAGUCGCCCAAGUGCAUGGAGUACGCCAUGAUGGACCCAUGCAGCUCCUUCUUCGCUCCAGCGCCCAUGGCGACGGACGCGGCCGGUGAAUGGGAGGAGGAAGGUGUGAGAUUUUCAUGCUUUAAGCUACUGCGGUAAGGGAAGGAAAGGAAAGGAACAGGAUCUGUUACUAACUAGAACUCUGAUUUGGAAAAGGAAGAAAUCACGAUCAGGCGUCUCCUGGACAGUGAAAAUUCAGGCCGGCGUUGCUUCUACUGUUCUACU
This is a messenger RNA of Panicum hallii, 1000 nucleotides long. RefSeq names its product ethylene-responsive transcription factor ERF013-like. NCBI's taxonomy places the organism in Eukaryota, Viridiplantae, Streptophyta, Magnoliopsida, Poales, Poaceae. Gene Ontology annotation, molecular function: DNA binding; DNA-binding transcription factor activity. The record is from RefSeq and is a predicted model, not a curated record. Gene Ontology annotation, biological process: regulation of DNA-templated transcription. The transcript has 2 exons. The coding region runs from base 164 to 874 and encodes 236 amino acids.